GGAGAGACGAUUGGAGAGACCGAGAGCACGGACCAAUCCAAUACUCUGAUUCUCAGCUCCGGCGAAGCCAUUUCCGAUAACAACGACUCGUCGGAUUGCACCGUCCAACAUCUCAGACAUUGCGCGUUUCCAUUCAAUUCAAAUCUGAAAGAAAAAAAAUAAAGUUGUUUCCACUUUUUUAAGGCCCGGUCCGGCCCGGUUCGGUCCAACUUAAACGGUUUUUAUUUUAUUCUAGUUCUAAAGUAUGUGAAAGAAAGAGAGAGGGAAUUGUGAUUUUUUUGUGUUGUGGAGAGCAAAAUGUGGGCAAGCGCGGAAGGUGGUGCUCCGGAGGUUACUUUAGAAACUUCCAUGGGUUCCUUCUCCGUCGAGCUGUAUUACAAGCACGCACCUAGAACUUGCAGGAACUUCAUUGAACUUUCUCGUAGAGGUUAUUAUGAUAACGUUAAGUUCCACAGGAUCAUCAAGGACUUCAUAGUACAAGGUGGGGAUCCCACUGGGACAGGAAGAGGUGGAGAGUCAAUUUAUGGUGCGAAAUUUGAAGAUGAGAUUAAACAAGAGUUGAAGCACACUGGAGCUGGUAUUUUAUCUAUGGCUAAUGCUGGUCCUAAUACGAAUGGUAGUCAGUUCUUUAUUACUCUCGCACCGUGCCCUUCUCUAGAUGGAAAACACACAAUAUUUGGAAGAGUGAGUCGGGGAAUGGAAAUUAUCAAAAGACUUGGCAGUGUCCAAACAGAUAACAAUGACAGGCCCAUCCAUGACGUGAAGAUACUUCGGACAUCAGUCAAGGAUUGAAAUGAGUUGAUCUGAUGUGAAACAAUUGAAGUUUAGUUAUGACUGAAAAAAUGAUUAAGCAUAAGAGUUGUAUUUUUUUGGGCACUAGUUUGCGUACACAGUAAAGACCUAAAGACCAUGUUUAUGACCUAUUGGUUUGGGGCAGUACUUCUAAAGAGAUUUGGAUCUUUUUAGUUUCUGUUUCAAUUAUAAAUUAUAAAUGUACUAUCUUAUUUUGACUGUUUUAUAGUUUUGUUAACAUUUUUAUUUUAAAAACUCAAGGGCUUCGAUUUUGUACCAGGACCUGUAAUGAAGGUUAGAAAAAUAAUUGCAUCUUCA
Molecule: messenger RNA, 1110 nt
Organism: Cicer arietinum (chickpea)
Lineage: Eukaryota; Viridiplantae; Streptophyta; Magnoliopsida; Fabales; Fabaceae
Product: peptidyl-prolyl cis-trans isomerase CYP18-2
Biological process (GO): protein peptidyl-prolyl isomerization; protein folding
Cellular component (GO): catalytic step 2 spliceosome
Molecular function (GO): peptidyl-prolyl cis-trans isomerase activity
Source: RefSeq, a predicted model, not a curated record